This is a messenger RNA of Ipomoea triloba (trilobed morning glory), 1283 nucleotides long. Its product is annotated as ubiquinol oxidase 4, chloroplastic/chromoplastic. The record is from RefSeq and is a predicted model, not a curated record. Gene Ontology annotation, biological process: alternative respiration. Gene Ontology annotation, molecular function: alternative oxidase activity. Lineage: Eukaryota; Viridiplantae; Streptophyta; Magnoliopsida; Solanales; Convolvulaceae. Gene Ontology annotation, cellular component: thylakoid; mitochondrion. Bases 1 to 1080 code for a protein of 359 amino acids. The transcript is spliced from 9 exons.
AUGGCGGCGGUUUCUAUGAUGUUUGGAGUCUCAGCAUCUUCGCAUGCAUCUUUCACACCAAAGGGGAUCGGAAAUUCAUCUGCUUUCUUCACUUCUAAGACUCCUUUCCGGUUUAGCUCCCCCAUUUCCUUUCAGCCUUUCCCGCGAUUCCUCUCAAGGGAAUCAUAUAGAGUCAAAGCAACAGUGAUACAAGAAACUGAAGAUCAAGUGGUCAUAGAGGAAUCAUCCCCACCAAAGAGUUCUCCUGGCAGUGGAAGAGGAAGCAAUGGUGAGCCACCAGACAAUACAUCCUCUAAUGGUCUAGAGAAAUGGGUCAUAAAGUUGGAGCAGUCUGUAAAUAUCUUUCUUACGGAUACAGUGAUAAAAAUGCUCGACACUUUGUACCAUGACAGAAACUAUGCAAGGUUUUUCGUUCUCGAAACUAUUGCAAGAGUUCCUUAUUUUGCAUUUAUGUCUGUUCUGCACAUGUACGAGAGUUUUGGUUGGUGGAGAAGAGCAGAUUAUUUGAAAGUGCACUUUGCUGAAAGCUGGAAUGAGAUGCACCAUCUGCUCAUAAUGGAAGAAUUAGGCGGAAAUGCUUGGUGGUUUGACCGGUUUCUUGCUCAACAUAUUGCAAUUUUCUACUAUCUCAUGACAGUUUUUAUGUAUGCCCUGAGCCCAAGAAUGGCAUAUCAUUUCUCAGAAUGCGUGGAGAACCAUGCAUUUGAAACAUAUGACAAAUUUAUCAAAGCUCAAGCAGACGAGUUGAUGAAACUUCCUGCACCAAAGGUUGCUGUAAAAUACUACACCGAAGGCGAUUUGUAUUUGUUCGAUGAAUUCCAAACAUCAAGGUUGCCCAAUACUCGAAGACCAAAAAUAGAUAACUUGUACGAUGUGUUUGUCAACAUCCGAGACGACGAAGCUGAGCAUUGCAAGACCAUGAAAGCCUGUCAAACUCACGGCAGCAUUCGCUCUCCUCACUCGUAUUCGGAUGAAUCGUCUGAAGACAUUUCGGAGUGUGAUCUCUCGCAAGCUGAUUGUGAAGGCAUUGUUGACUGCUUAAAGAAAUCUGUUUCUGAUUCUCAAGUAAUCCGGGGAUAGGGCGAACUGCAUACCAUAAGAGAUUCAAGUGUGAAUAGAAAAAUACAACCACGAAUGUAUACACAUUAUAGAUUGUAGAUCCAAUAUAGUUGGACUUAUUCCUGAAACGGAUAUUCAAUGUCGGAUUGAAACCUCUACUCCAUUUUUACUCCAUGAUUUGACAACUUCAUUCAGUGCAGAGUAAAUUUGAGUCUCACUUUCAA